Molecule: messenger RNA, 1829 nt
Organism: Ectocarpus sp. CCAP 1310/34
Lineage: Eukaryota; Phaeophyceae; Ectocarpales; Ectocarpaceae
Source: the annotation of a GenBank genome assembly
GCUGUCUCGAGCACGAUUAAGAAGACGCCCGCGAGGCGCGGGUGCGUUCCACGACGGUGGCGGCGGUAAUAGGUCUGUUGAAAAUGGUUUUGGUGAUCGGGCAAGGGAGUGGCGCCUACGACAAGCGCCGCGAACAGCGGCCGUGUCGAUGGAGUACGGGGACGGAGGAGUGAGGAACCGGGGCUUGAUGGAGGCUGGGAAAGGACGGCGACUGCUACGGAGAUGCGCCGAGUCUUCGAGCACCGUUCUGAAGACAGGCUCCCGUCGUCUGCAGAGCGGUGGCGGGCUGCCGAGGCACCGGCUACUACACGCGUCAGCAGAAGGAGGUGGCGGCAGCGGGGGCCAGGUGGCGGUGGAACCUAGGACGGCGGCAGCAACUCAAGCGCCCACCGGAGGGGGAGAGUUGCCGACGCCAGCACCGGCGGAGAGCGAAUGGGAGUCCAUCCUGCGGGAGAGGCUUGAGCGCAAGCUGCGCAAGCCCGGCCGGAGGAAACGCGCGCGGGCAGCGGCAACCGCCCGGACUUCUCCAAACCCCACCUUUUCCUCGCCUCCGACCCAGUGGCAGCAGCAGCAGCAGGAUGUGGAAUCGCACUUUCCGGCCAAUAAUGACAACCAGAAAAAACAAUCCGAGGUUGGCGGGACAGCAGAGGCUGCAGCUGCGACACCUCGGUUUUCCGGGGCGACGACCUCGGAAGCGGGAGCCGGGACGGAACCGGAAACUGGGACGUACGGAAACGCGGAAACGGUGAAGAAGGAGAGCCUACGGGAGGAGGCCAACCAGGGCCGGAGGGGCGGCGCGAGGAGGGCAGUAAGAGGAAGGGUUAGCCCGCCGCCGCUGAAGCGGCGGCCGCCCGGGGGACCGUUCGGGGCGAGCAAGGCGGUGGCCUGGCACGCGCAGCAGGUCGUGCAGUCGGCGGUGACGCCUUUGCAGGCCAUGCGAGCUGUGCUGGACCGGCCUUUGCGGUCUAACUACGUCAGCGUGUCGACAGCGUUGAACCGGGUGGCCAAGCUCGCGGCGUCGAGGAGGCGAGGUGGCGGCUUGAAGGGGGAAGAGGAGCCCAAGUACCUCGGCAUUUUGCUCAAGGUUACGGAAGAGCUCGUGGAUGCGGACCUGGUAAACGCGCGGAACCUAGCCCAGCUGCUGUGGUCCCUCGCCAAGCUGGGGAACCCCGAGGCCUCGUCGGGGGAAGUGCUGGAACACCCCGAAGAGGGGCUCGGUGAAGUGGGUCCCCUGAGGUUCGGCAGCGGCGCUCGCGAGAAGGGGGACACGCCUCCGGUUCCGUUAGGGCCCCCUUGCGAGGGUCGCCUCCCGUCCCUCCUGGCCGGAAAGCUGUCCGAGAGGGCCAUGGAGUGCAAGCCCAAAGAGCUGGCCAUGGCGGCGUGGGGUCUGGCGGUGCUCCGGGAGCGCGACGAGAACCUGCUGUCCGCCAUUGCGGAGGAAGUGUCUCUCAGGACCGAUGAGUUCAAGGGGAAGGAGUUGGGGAACAUCGUUUGGGCAUUCGCGGUGCUUGACUUCAGAGAUAAGGAGAUGCUGGCGGCAGUGGCCGAGGUCCUGUCGCCUGAGCCGCUGCAGUGGCGCGGCAGGGUCUCUUGGGAGUGGAAGCAGGGGAAGAAGAAGAAGAAGUCCGGACGGGUUGGCAAGGGCCACGACAACUGGACGACGGGCUUCUGGAAGGCCACGAUCGACCGCACCUGGGCCAUGAGGCUCCCGGGUGGCGCGCCGCCGGCCCGGCCCGCAGCGAUGGUCAUGGCCGAGAAGGAGCGGCUGGCGAAGACCGCAAAGGGAGCCUCCUCCUCCUCCUCCUCCUCCUCCUCCUCCUCCUCCUCCU